AUAAAACUGUUGAGCUCUACUUCGAGAGGCCCAUCUGACAACUCACCAACUUACGGGCCGGAAUUUUACCUCAAAAGUGCAUUAAUUGACUGGAAUAUAUCAUUCCAGAUCAAAGAUUCAUAUUCGUAGGAACAAGAAUAUAGGGCUUUCGCAGUCAUGGCAAGUCCUCGUACGAGAAGAGUGCUGAAAGAACUCAAAACAAUUGACAAUAACUUUUGCUUUGAAUGUGGAACUAAUAAUCCCCAGUGGGUUAGUGUAACGUAUGGUAUAUGGAUAUGUCUGGAAUGCUCGGGAAAACACAGGGGCUUGGGAGUCCACCUCAGUUUUGUUCGCUCAGUUACUAUGGACAAAUGGAAAGAUAUUGAGCUUGAAAAAAUGAAAGUUGGAGGAAAUCGAAAGGCAAAAGAAUUUUUCAAGUCCCAGCCAGAUUACAAAGAAAACUGGAGCUUACAAGAAAAAUAUAACAGCAAAUGUGCAGCAUUGUAUAGAGAUAAGAUCCUGACUGAGGCCUCGGGCAAGCCAUGGUCUGAAGCAACUUCCUCAGCCAGGAAUUACGUUCCCUCCAUGCCCCGUAACUUCAGCACUGGCAGCCUGCCUGCUGGGUCAGGAGGGAGCCGCAGUGGGUCCUCGUCUAACUUGCCCAGGACAGGGAGUUACAAUCUCAGCAGUAAUCAGGGUUACCAGUCUCAGCAGCAGGAUGAUAUGGAAGCUUGGUUAAACAGUGAAUCAGUGGUCAAACAGAAGGAAGAUUUUUUCAGCAGGAAGUUGGAUGAAAAUGCCAGCAGGCCAGA
This is a messenger RNA of Lingula anatina, 791 nucleotides long. RefSeq names its product ADP-ribosylation factor GTPase-activating protein 1. The record is from RefSeq and is a predicted model, not a curated record. Gene Ontology annotation, biological process: regulation of endocytosis; regulation of ARF protein signal transduction. Gene Ontology annotation, molecular function: GTPase activator activity. Gene Ontology annotation, cellular component: Golgi membrane. NCBI's taxonomy places the organism in Eukaryota, Metazoa, Brachiopoda, Lingulata, Lingulida, Lingulidae.